Molecule: messenger RNA, 870 nt
Organism: Anopheles marshallii
Lineage: Eukaryota; Metazoa; Arthropoda; Insecta; Diptera; Culicidae
Gene: Yeti
Product: craniofacial development protein 1
Exons: 1
Coding region: 1-870 (289 amino acids)
Source: RefSeq, a predicted model, not a curated record
AUGAACCAAGAAGAUUACCCCAGCGACAGUGAUGCUAGUGAUGAAGACUUCCGCCCAGACAAAGAAGAGGCAGAUACCGGAAGUGAACUAGAGUCGAACGACGAAGAGCCUGAGGAUUCAAGCGAGCAAGCCGUAGAAAAAUCUUCUGGCUCAACCGGUGGUAGGAAGCGGAAACGAAAAUACAACACAGAUGGUGGCAACAGAUCAAACGGUGCAAACAAGCGGACUAAAGCUCAGGAUAGAGCUCAACAGUCCGAUGAGGAGAAGGACGAUGAACUGGACGAAGAAGAAGAAAAGCGAAGAACAGAUGCAUUAUGGGCGGAUUUUCUUGGCAGUGGAAGUAGCAACAGCAAUAUAGAACAGUCGAACAACUCUACUUCUGUUCGGAACAGUAAAACUAAGGUCGAGGGGAAAAAAGUGGUUACGGAAACUAAAUCGGUAUCCACGAUGCCGAAAGUGAUCGCGAAAGAAAAACCGACCGUAGCGCAACUGUUCGAAUUUGCUGGUGAACAGAUUGUGCUGACGAAAGACGAUAAUAGCAGCAUUUCUGCUAACACCAAGGAUGAAAAGGCGACAUCGUUGCCCACGGUAUCAAAAACAUUGGCACUGAAAAAUGCCGCACCACGGGGUGGUAGUGGCUUGGGGUCAGUAUUAGAUCAAAUCACUAAAAAAAACAAGCUGAGCACACUAGAGAAAACGAAACUUGACUGGACCAGCUUCAAGCGGCAGGAAGGUAUCGAGGAAGAGCUACAAACUCAUAACAAAGGAAAGGAUGGUUUUCUCGAGCGGCGCGAUUUCCUGGAGCGGACAGAUUUGCGCCAGUUUGAGAUAGAGAAAUCCUUCCGACAGACGAAACGAAGCAACCGAUAA